This is a messenger RNA of Fomitiporia mediterranea MF3/22, 1119 nucleotides long. Its product is annotated as NAD-binding protein. The record is from RefSeq and is a predicted model, not a curated record. The transcript is spliced from 7 exons. NCBI's taxonomy places the organism in Eukaryota, Fungi, Basidiomycota, Agaricomycetes, Hymenochaetales, Hymenochaetaceae. Bases 1 to 1119 code for a protein of 372 amino acids.
AUGUCCGUAAAGCAGACGAUCUUCCUCACUGGCGCAACAGGCUACAUCGGUGGAUCCGUCCUUUGGCGUCUCCUCAACCAUAAGGACGCGAAGAACUUCAAUAUUAACUUGCUCGUUCGCGAUCCUUCAAAGGCAAAACUUCUUCAGGAGAAGUUCGGUGUUGAAGCCAUCGUUGGAAGUCACUCGGAUGCAGACAAGAUUGAGGCACUCGCGGAACAGGCGGACUGUAUCAUCGCUACGGCGGAUGCAGACAACCUCGGAGCUGCGAAAGCUAUUUUCCGCGGCAUGAAGAAGUAUUACAAGAAGAAUGGGAAAGCUCCAAUCUAUAUCCACACUUCUGGGACGGGUGUUCUCUCCGACAAUGCAGCUGGAAUGUAUGCAUCCGAGAAGAUAUACGAUGACUCCAAAGUCGAGGAUAUCGAGUCUCUAGAUCCAAAGACACAAAUACAUCGUGAGAUUGACAUGGAGGCUGUUUCAGCCGAUCAAGCAGGUUAUGCCAGGACCUACAUCAUCCUCCCAUCCAACGUCUAUGGCAUAGCGAAGAACGGUCUUACGGAAGCUGGCGUUCAGAACCCACACUCGAUUCUGAUUCCCGUGCUGGUUCGUGCAAGUAUUGACCGCGGACAGGGAGGUAUGGUUGGUCUGGGCAAGAAUAAGUGGCCCAAUGUGCAUAUUGACGAUGUUGCCGACCUGUACAUUGUCCUGUUUGAUAAGAUCCGUGCUGACGUGAACAGUGUCCCUCAUGGGCGCGAGGGCUUCUACUUUGGUGCUUCAGGCGAACACGAUUUGUACGAAGUCGGCAAAGCAGUUGCCCAAGCCCUUGUUGAGCUUGGACGAGGCAAGAGCCCCGAGCCGACUACGUUUACUAAGGAGGAACUCGAUAAAUACUUCGGCGGUUCUGCUGUCACGGUAAUGGGAUCAAACUCGCGCUGUGUCGCCAACCGCUCUCUUGCACUUGGUUGGAAACCCAAACAUACGACGAAAGACUUCCUUGCCUCGGUUAAGCCAGAAAUUGAAGCGCUCAUUGCAGCAGGUAAACACACGCAGGAAGAAAACAGGAAAUUGAUUGAAGCGCUCAUGGCAGCAAGGGUGAACAAUCAGGAAAACAAGAACUACUAA